Messenger RNA from Suillus discolor, 680 nucleotides. RefSeq lists its product as uncharacterized. The record is from RefSeq and is a predicted model, not a curated record. Bases 1 to 543 code for a protein of 180 amino acids. Lineage: Eukaryota; Fungi; Basidiomycota; Agaricomycetes; Boletales; Suillaceae. The transcript has a single exon.
AUGCAUAUCCCUAUCCACAUUGUUGCAUCUGCCACGCUGGCAGACGUUGUCAAUCCUCGCAAGCAGUUCAAUGUGAUGCCUCUCACGGCAUGGUCUGCUCAGAGUAUAUGUUCCCGCAGGCUUUCACCCAGCGUUCACAUUCCCAUCUGUCCAGUUGAAUCCGGUCAGAGUUCUCGCUCGGCCUCCCGGUCUAGAUCCCCACUUCUGUCGGCUGCAAUACACAGUAACUUUUCCGAGGCCAUUCCUCUGCCUUCUUUCAUCAAUUGCUGCUCUUCCUGCAUAUUACUGGAUGAUCCUAUUGAUCCCAUCAUGACCGUGUUUUACGACCUCAUUGCUGUAGCAACAGAUGUCACCGAUAUGAUAUCAACAGCCUCACUCACAGCCCAGCCUAAAGUUUGCGAGUCACUCGUUCAACGGGUACAUAGUAUUGGUAAAGCAUGGGAUGGGCAUCCGGAUUGGCAUGGGUGGAACUGGUAUGUGCAAGUCCUACCUGCUGUUGCCAGUCUCAGCCAUGUAGUCAAAUGGUGGGAGGCUGAAAAGUGAUUCUGGAAUUUCGAUGAUAAUGAGGACGAGCAAGACAAUACCCUGAUGUUUGUCUUGAAGCCACCCGAUGAGCAUCCUCCAGUGCCUACACCCACUGUCCGCAGUUGCCAGGAGGAGCUCCGUCUUACGGCCGAUGA